GGAAGAGGGAAGAGGGAAGAGGGAAGAGAGGACUGAUAGAAUAGAAUUAACUAUCUAUCCUUCUAUACCUCAUCCUUCUUUUUUCUUUCCUCUUACAAUCAAACAAAUCUUAUUCUUCUGGGUUUCUAAUUCUUUUCUACAUUCAAAGAUAUCCAUAAGCAGUUGGGGCUUAUGACACUAUAAACACUUUUGUCAUAAUUAUUGUCCCUCCAGUGCUCUUCAAGCAGGCGGGGGGAAACACAUUUCUUCAAGGCAUAUUCAACCAAAUCAGGGGAAUCUAGCUUAGUUGGUUGAUAAAAAAAAUAUUCAACCAAAUUCAAAGGUCCAAAAUUAGAAGAUUUAAUAGCCUGAUCCAGACCAAAUUGAAAAAAAGUCUUACACCCAAAAUAAGCCAUGUCUCCAAGCACAUUAAGAAGAGCCAUAGGGGCAGUGAAGGAUCAAACGAGCAUAGGCCUGGCCAUGGUGGGAAACAGCACCUCACUCGCUGACCUUGAUGUGGCCAUUGUGAAGGCAACAAGGCAUGAUGAGUACCCAGCUGAAGAGAAGCAUCUGAAGGAGAUUCUCAGCUUAACAUGCUACUCUCGAGCAUUCAUCAGUGCAUGUGUAAACACCCUCUCUAGGCGUCUCAGCAAGACUAGCAGUUGGACAGUGGCUUUAAAAACACUUAUUUUGAUUCAAAGGCUGUUAUCAGAUGGUGAUCCUGCAUAUGAGCAAGAAAUAUUCUUCUCAACUCGCCGCGGAACACGCCUCCUAAACAUGUCUGAUUUCAGGGGCAACUCAAAAUAUAAUUCAUGGGACUUCUGUGCAUUUGUGCGCACCUAUGCGUUGUAUCUAGAUGAAAGGCUUGAGUACAUGAUGCAAAACAAGCGUGGAAAGCGUAGCAGGUUUGCUAUUGAUGAGGAAGAAGAGGAAACUAUGGAAAGAGAAAGUAGAUAUAGUAGGGAAAGAGAAAAGAAUAGAGAAAUCUUGAAAGUCACACCAUUGUGUGAAAUGAAGACUGAGGAGCUAUUUUCCAAAAUGCAGCACUUGCAAUUGCUGGUUGAGCGCUUUCUAGCUUGUCGUCCCACAGGGAGAGCAAAGACACAUCGAAUUGUGAUAGUGGCUCUCUAUCCUAUUGUGAAGGAGAGUUUCCAAAUAUAUGACAACAUUACAGAAAUACUGUGUAUCUUCAUUGACCGUUUCAUUGGCAUGGAGUUACCUGACUGCAUUAAGGUAUAUGACAUUUUCUGUCGUGUUGGGAAACAGUAUGAUGAACUAGACUUGUUCUACAGCUGGUCCAAGAGUGUCGGAAUUGCCCGCUCUACUGAGUACCCAGAGAUUGAGAGGGUCACAACUAAGAAGCUAGAGGUCAUGGAUCAAUACAUCAGAGACAAAGCACAACACAAAAAGCUAUACAUCCAAGAAGAAAACAAUGAAGAAGAAGAACCAGAGGAAGACAUGAAUGCAAUCAAGGCACUGCCAGCACCAGAAUAUUUCCAUGAGGAACCAGAAGAAGUGAAGGAAGAGACAAAGGAAGAAGAUAUAAAAGAAGAAAAAUUGGUGCAAACAGAAGGUGAUCUAUUGAAUUUAGGAGAUGACAUGGUGACAAGUCAAGAACAUGGGGACAGCCUAGCCUUGGCACUAUUUGAUGGUGCUUUACCAACGAGUGCCACUCAAGCCCUUCCAUGGCACGCUUUUGAUGAUGCAGCAGAUUGGGAAACAGCAUUGGUCCAAUCAUCCAGUAACUUGUCCAACCAGAAGCCAUCAUUAGGAGGCGGCUUUGACACAUUGUUGUUGGAUGGUAUGUAUAGACAAGCAGCAACAAAUAUGCAAAGACAAAGUCAUGGGAUGAAUGGCAGUGCUAGCAGUGUGGCGCUAGGGUCAGCUGGAAGGCCUGCAAUGUUAGCAUUGCCAGCACCACCAACAUCAGGGAGUGGUUCAAGUUUGGAUAGUGCAGAUCCAUUUGCAGCCUCAUUGGCCGUGGCACCUCCAGCUUAUGUGCAAAUGUCAGAGAUAGAGAAGAAACAAAGGUUAUUAAUGGAGGAACAAGAAAUGUGGCAACAAUAUGCAAGGAGUGGCAUGCAAGGAAACGUUGCAUUCACAAAACUACAACCUAACAAUACUUAUCACAUGGGACAGUAUCCACAAAACUAUGGCCAUUAUUAUCAUUAAUUAGGAAAAAUUUUCCAUUAGUUUGCAGUUGUACUAACCCCUGUAGAAAUGUUUGUUCUAAACUCCUUGCAGUUUGAUCACUGACAAAAGUGUACCCGAGAAAAAAUUAAAAGAAUAUUGGGGUAUGAUUUCAUUUCUCAUGUAUUCAAUACAACAUUUUUUUCACAACGCCAUUUA
This is a messenger RNA of Glycine soja, 2328 nucleotides long. Its product is annotated as putative clathrin assembly protein At4g02650. Gene Ontology annotation, molecular function: phosphatidylinositol-4,5-bisphosphate binding; clathrin heavy chain binding; SNARE binding. The transcript is spliced from 3 exons. Gene Ontology annotation, biological process: clathrin coat assembly; vesicle budding from membrane; clathrin-dependent endocytosis. NCBI's taxonomy places the organism in Eukaryota, Viridiplantae, Streptophyta, Magnoliopsida, Fabales, Fabaceae. The record is from RefSeq and is a predicted model, not a curated record. Gene Ontology annotation, cellular component: clathrin-coated pit; clathrin-coated vesicle. Bases 394 to 2151 code for a protein of 585 amino acids.